AUGUCCACGGAAGAGCCCAUCAACGACGUGCAAUUGGAACCUUCUACUCCCUCCAAAGCUCAAUCAGAUUCUAAUGAAGUAACAAGCCCCGUUGCGCCGUCUGUAACAAGCCCGGGUGGUGCGAUCGACGAACAGGGCAGCGCAAAAGUUGAUGAGGCGUCCGAACCGGCUCCCAAAUCACCUUCGAAAAUUAAAGCUCCCGUAAGCACUGAUGCAAAGAAAGGUGUUAAACCAGGACCUUCAACUGUUAGGACCGCAGCGUCAGCUGCUCCCAAGAAAGUAGCGCAGUCGGGCACUGCUGGUGGAUCGACGAGCGGCAGAGGAGGAACCACAACGUCUGGGACCAGUGGAAAGCCAUCCGCUGGUGCUGGUGGCACCAACGGAACCUCAACAUCAAGAGCUGGAGGUCUUACGCAUCACAAGGAUUCCCCAUCUACAGCUUCCUCCGCGGUUGGUGGAAAGCGCGUCCCGACCACUUCGGCGGCAGGUACCGCUGCUCCAGCAGCUGCAAAGCGUGCUUCUUUGGCACCCGGGUCUGCUUCAGCAGGAGGUGCCGCGAAACUCGCUGGUACCAAGCCCGCUCUGUCCGUAUCUACCAGUGCCAGAGCAUCAGCUGUCGGAGGUGGCCCUACUACUCCUAAACCGGCAGUAGGAGCUUCUAAAGAUACCAAAGAUACCAAGGAUGCUAAAGAGGCGAAGGAUGGCAAAGAGACUCCGUCAUCAGUCAAAAGAACCUCCGGCGUCCUGUCACCGACUCGUCCGACUGGUGCUAAACCCCGAGCGUCAGAGGCACCAGCCGCUACAACAGCUUCCGCUCGAGCGGGACCAAGAGCGAGUCUUGCUGCCGGAAAAGCAACGACAUCAACUGCAGCUGGAGCAGCUGCCAGGGGCAAAGCCCCGGCGGCAGCUUCAAAUGAGAAAGUAACCGAGCUAGAAGAAAAGCUCAAAGACGCGACUUCAUCCUUGGAGGAAAAGCUCGCAAAAGUCGUCGAGAUGGAAAGCCAGAUUUCUUCGCUAACAGAAGACUUGGCUGCACGUUGUACGGAAUUGGAAGAGCGCAACAAGGCCAUUGAGGAUCAAACUGCGCAACAUUCUCAGCUUGAACAGGAUCUUGCAGCUGCACGGGAGGUCUCUGAUCAACACAAACAAGCUUAUGAUGAAUCUCAUGCUCUCUACUUAUCCUCUUCAUCCGAGGCUGAGGCUGUCUUGAAAGACUUUGAGGCAACUAAACAAGAACUCGAACAAAUCAAGGCAGAGUUGGAGGCUUCCAACGCCAAGGUCGCGGAAUCUCAAGCCGCAGUUGACGAGUUAAAAGCCAAUUUAGAGGCUGCAACUCAAGAUGCUACUACUGCUCGAGAAGGGCUUGCAAAAGCCCAAGAGGUACUCAACUCAGCCAAGGAAGAGCUUGAAACUUUGAGGACGCAGGUAGGGGAUGCAACAACCUUAGCUGCUUCCCUAACUACUCAGGUCACGGAGCUGAGCGAGUACAAGCCCAAAGUUGAGGAGUACAAGGCCGAGCUCGAGGUUGCCAAUCGCAUGUUGGUGGAUACUGCUACCAAGUUAUCAGAAACAGAAGUGGAGGUCCUCGAACUUCGAGAUGCUAAAGAGGAGUUUUUGGAAACUCAGAAGAGCAACCUUGCAAAGAUUCAGGCUUUGGAAGGCGACGUAUCCGCUGCGAUUGAGAAGCAUGAUGCCGAGAUCGAGACCCUCAAGGCCUCUCAUCUAGAAGAGUUGAACACCUUGAAGAAGCAGAUGGAGGACGCCUUGGAAGAGGCCGCUGCAAAGGCGAGUGCAGACAUGGCCGCUCAAGAAGAGGAGCUUAAGAACACGAAAGAAGAGUUAGGCAACCAGCAGAGUGUCUAUAAUGCGAAAAUCGAGGCUGCAGCUGCAGAGCAUGAAGCUCUGCUAGCACAGGCCUUUGAAAAAGCCAAGAACGAAGCUGGUGCUGCUCACUCUGCAGAACUUCAAACUCUAAGAACUCAAUCUCAAGCUUCGAUGGAAGAGGUUCGUGCUGCGCACGCUAAUUCUCUGCAAGAGCUCCAAUCCUCGCAUGAAAAUGCAUUGGAAACAGCAAAGAAGACGUAUGAGAAACAGCUUGCUGCUAUCACUUUGGACCUCAAUGCUACACGGGAGGAUCUUGCCAAGUCCAAGAACCUGGUGUCCACAUGUCAAGCUGACAAUGACCACCAUACUGCCGAGAUCCAACGUCUCAAGUCAGAGCUUGAAGCCGCCAAGGAGUCUUCGUCUCAAGACCAGGCAAAGGAUGCGCAGGUUGCCGACCUCAAGAGGCAAUUGUCUACAAUGGCUGACGAUUUGGAUGCCACCAACGCGGCCUUCACGGCUCAGAAGGAGUCGCUACAAGAGAUGAUGGAGAGUCAUCAACGUGACCUUGAGGAAGCAGCCAAGUCCCGUGUUGAAGCCAUUCAGGAACUCAAGAAGGCUGCUGAUGAGGAAAAGGCGGCUUGGACAACGGAAAAAGCCAAGCUCGUACAAGACCUCGAGGACGAGAGGGUAGCCAAAGAGCAAGCAAAAGCUGAAGCUCAGGCCGCUCAAACUGCCCUACAGACUCCUCCAAUGUCACCAAAGGCUAACGGCGAGCCCAGUCAUAUGGUCGCUCGCGAGGACCUGCGAAAAGUUCACGAGGCGCACACAGCCAAGAUGGCUGAAGUGGAAGCAAACCACAACAAGGUCGUGCAAGAACUGAAAAAGGAAAUCGCCGAGCUGAAAUCGGAAUGCGGUCAUCUCCGAAGUGACGUCGAUAGCAAGACACUCGAGCUCAAGUUCAUGGGUGAUGAGAAGCAAGAGUUGGAAGAAGAGAUAGAAAA
Molecule: messenger RNA, 2825 nt
Organism: Acaulospora colombiana
Lineage: Eukaryota; Fungi; Glomeromycota; Glomeromycetes; Diversisporales; Acaulosporaceae
Source: the annotation of a GenBank genome assembly